UACCAAAUGAAGCCUUAAAGGCUUAAAACGGCCAAAUCGAAUGAAUAUCAAAGAAGACAAGGGGGAAAAAUGAAAUUCCGCUAGUUUGUCAUAAGCUUUGGUGGCGCAUUAUCGUUAGCGGAACCUCCACUUCACGUACUUGAACCCACCCUGUUCAACCGCAUUAACUUCCCAGACCACUGCUAAGCGAAUCUUAUACCUCAGAUACUCCCCCCUCUAUCUCUCUCUACAAUCGUUGAGUCUAAAUUUACUUUUUUUAUUUUUAAUACAAAUUAGUUAGUAGCUUGUAUUGAGAGAGAGGGAGCUAUCAGUUUCUUUAGCUUUAAAUUUCUAGUUUUGGGUUUUCAGCCAUGGCUUCUUGGGUUCUUUUUCCGGGGACUUCUGUCACCGGGACUCGGAGGGAUGCGGCCGGGGUGUUAUUCGGGGGGAGGUGGCCGAUGGCACAGGUGAAGAGCCAGAGGGUCUGCGUUCGCUCCUCUUUGGACUCUUUGGAUACUAAAGUUUCUGACAUGAGUGUUAAUGCUCCAAAAGGAUUGUUUCCACCAGAACCUGAACAUUAUCGCGGACCUAAGCUGAAAGUUGCUAUUAUUGGAGCUGGGCUAGCGGGCAUGUCAACAGCAGUUGAACUUUUGGAUCAAGGCCAUGAGGUUGAUAUAUACGAGUCAAGGUCUUUUAUUGGUGGAAAAGUAGGUUCUUUUGUUGACAAACGUGGUAACCACAUUGAAAUGGGACUGCAUGUUUUCUUCGGUUGCUACAAUAAUCUUUUCCGUUUGAUGAAAAAGGUGGGUGCAGAUAAAAAUCUACUUGUGAAGGAUCAUACUCACACAUUUGUAAACAAAGGGGGUCAAAUUGGUGAACUUGAUUUUCGAUUUCCAAUUGGUGCACCAUUACAUGGAAUGCGUGCAUUUUUAUCUACAAAUCAGCUCAAGACUUAUGAUAAAGCAAGAAAUGCUGUGGCUCUUGCCCUAAGUCCUGUUGUGAAGGCUCUUGUUGAUCCAGAUGGUGCAAUGAGGGACAUACGGAAUUUGGAUAGUAUCAGCUUCUCUGAUUGGUUCUUGUCCAAAGGCGGCACGCGCAUGAGUAUUCAGAGAAUGUGGGAUCCUGUUGCCUAUGCCCUUGGGUUUAUUGAUUGUGAUAAUAUCAGUGCUCGUUGCAUGCUUACUAUAUUCUCAUUAUUUGCCACUAAGACGGAGGCUUCCCUACUACGCAUGCUCAAGGGUUCUCCAGAUGUUCACUUGAGUGGUCCAAUUAGAAAGUAUAUCACCGACAAAGGGGGAAGGUUCCACCUUAGGUGGGGGUGUAGAGAAAUACUCUAUGAUAAAUCUGCUGAUGGAGAUACCUAUGUUACAGGACUUGCUAUUUCUAAGGCUACUAACAAGAAAAUUGUGAAAGCUGAUGCUUAUGUUGCAGCAUGUGAUGUACCUGGGAUCAAAAGAUUACUUCCAACCCAGUGGAGGGAAUUGGAGUUUUUCAAUAAUAUUUAUGAACUAGUUGGAGUGCCUGUUGUUACAGUGCAACUAAGAUACAGUGGUUGGGUCACAGAGUUGCAGGAUUUAGAACGGUCAAGGCAAUUGAGGCAAGCAGCGGGGUUAGAUAACCUUCUUUAUACUCCAGAUGCAGAUUUCUCUUGCUUUGCAGACCUAGCACUUUCAUCUCCAGAAGAUUACUACAUUGAGGGACAAGGUUCAUUGCUCCAAUGUGUUCUCACACCAGGUGAUCCUUACAUGCCUUUGCCAAAUGAUGAAAUCAUAGCAAGAGUUGCGAAACAGGUUUUGGAUUUAUUCCCAUCAUCUCAAGGUUUAGAAGUCACUUGGUCAUCUGUUGUCAAGAUUGGGCAGUCUCUAUAUCGUGAGGGGCCUGGUAAAGAUCCAUUUAGACCGGAUCAGAAGACGCCAAUAAAGAAUUUCUUCCUUUCUGGUUCAUAUACAAAACAGGAUUACAUAGACAGCAUGGAGGGGGCAACUUUGUCUGGCAGGCAAGCUUCUGCCUACAUAUGUGAUGCUGGGGAAGAGUUGGUUUCAUUGCGGAAGAAGCUUGCUACCAUUGAAUCUCAAGGACAUACGAAAGCUUCCAAUGUUACUGAUGAGCUGAGUCUAGUCUAAUACACGGUCAUUUAUUUUUCAGAGUACCAAGAAACCACCUCAAAAUUGUGGAGAGUAGGUGGUGGCACAUGUAUGUAAUAUCAGGAAAUUAUGUAAAGCAUGAAACAUUAAUUUCAAUAGAAUCAUGCAAUCAA
Molecule: messenger RNA, 2236 nt
Organism: Corylus avellana
Lineage: Eukaryota; Viridiplantae; Streptophyta; Magnoliopsida; Fagales; Betulaceae
Gene: ZDS
Product: zeta-carotene desaturase
Biological process (GO): carotene biosynthetic process; carotenoid biosynthetic process
Cellular component (GO): chloroplast
Molecular function (GO): 9,9'-di-cis-zeta-carotene desaturase activity
Source: RefSeq, a predicted model, not a curated record